Molecule: messenger RNA, 246 nt
Organism: Trichosporon asahii var. asahii CBS 2479
Lineage: Eukaryota; Fungi; Basidiomycota; Tremellomycetes; Trichosporonales; Trichosporonaceae
Exons: 2
Coding region: 1-246 (81 amino acids)
Source: RefSeq, a predicted model, not a curated record
AUGGCUCCUGUGGCUGACCAGCUCAGCUUCCCGCACGGUGUACCUGAACCGACUGGACAGCGAGGGUGCCAGCAGACCAACGCCAUGAAGCUGGUUUUUGUCCCCGUGUCCGAACCUGAGGAAGGUCACGGCCACCCCGACUUCGACCUCUCGUCGCACUCUAAGGCAAGUCUCACUAUGGAGCUGGCGCUCUAUCUCAAAGCGACGGGUCCGAGCCCCGUCAGGGGCUUGGAGCCGGAGCAUUGA